AUGCCCAGCUCGACACCACCAUCAAGCCGGGCCCAGUCUGGCUUUCGCAACCUCCCAAAUCCAUACGCCCUCUUCGCCCCACGCCUCGUCUUCACUACCCUCGCACCCAAGGAUGCUGCGCUGGGACCAUACGCCCACCCAACAACGGGCAAACCCAUGCACCUCUUCUCCCUCGACCACGACCUAUACUACACACCGUUCAAGAACGACUAUGGGCCACUCAACCUCGCGUACACAUUCGAUGCCUGCGUCAAGAUCUUUGACCGCCUCAAUAUCAAGGACCACAAGCGCAAGGCCCUGUGCUUGUACACGUCACCAGAGCCUGAACAGAAGUCGAACCUCGCAGUGAUCGCCGCGUUGUACAGUCUUAUCGUCGAGCACAACGACCCAUGGGACGCAUUCCAGCCCAUCGCACACUUUGAGCUCCUGCCGUUCCGCGACGCAGGCAACGGCAUUAACGAAUUCGGCCUAACCGCGCAGGAUGUGCUGUACGGCAUGUGGAAGGCGGGCAAGCACAACCUUCUCAGACUCCAGGACUUUGAUGCCGACGAGUACCGGUACUAUGAGAAGGUGGAGAAUGGCGACCUCAACACACUCGGGAACUUUGUCGCCUUUGCCUCUCCCAUGGACCCCAUGUACAUCAAGGAGCGAACGCCGCCAGGCGAGGCCGCACCGGACUACACAUCCGCGCAGAAGAAAAUGCUCCGCGGAGCUUUUGACAAGGUCCAGGCCAAGUUCGCACAGGAGAACGUGGGCCUGGUUGUCCGCCUCAACGACGAGCUCUACAAUCGCCACCACUUUGUCCAGGACGGCAUCGAGCACGUCGACAUGUACUUUGACGACGGAACGAACCCGACGGACGACAUCGUUAGAGAGUUUAUCCAGCUUGCAGACGAGACGUUCGCCAAGGGCAAGAAGGUGGCCGUGCACUGCAAGGCUGGUCUUGGCCGCACCGGCGUGCUCAUUGGCGCCUACUUUAUCUACAAGUUCCAGUUCACGGCGUCCGAAGCGAUCGGGUUCAUGCGCGUCGUUCGUCCGGGCAUGGUUGUCGGUCCGCAACAGCGCUACAUGCAGCUCAACCAGAUGAAGUGGGCGGGAUGGGCUGCAACUGGCGCCAUCAAGCGUACUGAGGCGGCCGAGUCACUCCCUUCGCCGCCGACAGAGCGCAACGUGCUCGUAGACAUCGACCAGGUGAACGACCCAAUGGAACACCUCGCAACGCCGACCCGUGGCAGCUCUCAAUGCUCCAAGGCUGGCGACGCCGUGGGUCAGCCGCGCAAGGGCCUCAAUGCCGUUGACGUACCCGAGGACAUUGACGACGAAGAUAUUAUCUCGGCCGCGUUACGUGAGGUCAAGUCGGAUGCGCCCUCGCCCCCCAACCACAGCGACAGCAUCCGCGGCGUAAAGCGUGGUUCCGGACGGGCACCCGUGCCACAGGUUACCAACUUGACUCCUAGAACGUCGGAGAGCACCCCCCGUCUCAUACGCUCCAGCUCGAACGCGAGCUGCAGCUCGAGCGCGUCCGAGCUCGACCAGCGGGCAACCAAGCGCCGUGCGGACGCACCCCUUCCUAAAUCCGGCUUAAGUUCGCCGCCUCCGAGCCGGGACGUGACCCCUUCCGCCGAGGAGCUCCUUUCGUCCUCCUUUCCGUUCAUCGAGGAGGGGGAGAAGGGCCCGAGCACACCGCCCCGCAACACCGUGCCUUUGGCAGGCCAAGCGCCGCCCACACCGUCGACUGCGACGCAGCGUCCCAGAAGCCUGAUACCUCGUCUGGGUUCGUCGCAGCUCGCGCAGGCAACCCCGUCAUCGUCGAGGUCACAGUCGUCGUCGAGCUCUAGCGACGAGCCUGAGGCCGGCCCGAACAGCUCACGGAGCAAACUCCCAACGCGCCGGCUGGUCAACACGACUCGGGGCUGGAACCCACUGUCGCGCAUGGGCAUUGCCCCAGAGUAG
This is a messenger RNA of Cutaneotrichosporon cavernicola, 1953 nucleotides long. RefSeq lists its product as uncharacterized. Gene Ontology annotation, biological process: regulation of exit from mitosis; positive regulation of cytokinesis; microtubule cytoskeleton organization. The record is from RefSeq and is a predicted model, not a curated record. Bases 1 to 1953 code for a protein of 650 amino acids. Gene Ontology annotation, cellular component: mitotic spindle; cytoplasm; nucleolus. NCBI's taxonomy places the organism in Eukaryota, Fungi, Basidiomycota, Tremellomycetes, Trichosporonales, Trichosporonaceae. Gene Ontology annotation, molecular function: protein tyrosine phosphatase activity; protein tyrosine/serine/threonine phosphatase activity; protein serine/threonine phosphatase activity. The transcript has 7 exons.